AUCUUUAAAAGAAAAUAAACCAAACCAGCUCUGGCUGUUCUUUAUAUCCUGACUGCUGGUUAGGUUUUGGUAUUUAUUUGAGUGCAUUUAAUGGAGUUUUAACUUGAAUUAUUAAACAAUUACUCCUGUAAGAAAUAAAAUAUGUCCGAUGAAGGAAGUCCCAACAUAAAAAGUCUUCGAGGUUUCCGUUACCAUAAGAAGCCGCAACUUACGAAUGAUGUUCUAAAUUCUUCUGCAUCAACUGAGCGUAGAGGUAAAAGACUUAUAAUUCUUUCAUCCGAUUCGGAACCAGAAGCUGAGGUAAAAACAAUGUCUUGCCCACCAAAGUUUAAUCAGAAUCAAGAUGAUCCAAAUUCUUCGACGAGUGAAACUUCAUUUAAUACUAUCGUAGCUGAUCCAAAAUCAUCUCAGAAGAUCGAUGCGGUGCAGCCGAAUUGUUCUCAAACAAACAAUGUCGAAAAUGAGAAAAAACAAAGUCAAAUUCCAGUGGUUUAUACUUCCAGUCUCAGUACAUAUAGUAAAUUCAAUGGUUAUACUCCAAGAAAUACAAAAAAUCCUUCAAUUCUAGAGAAAGAAAAGCAAAUGAAGUUUCUGUUAGAAAUUUUUCCCAACUUAGAUGCCAUGAAAAUCCAUGAUUGUCUAUCAAGACAUGGCUUUAAUACUGAUGCUGCUGCUGCAGAAUUAUCUAGACAUUACAAUAAACCAGUAGAUUAUGGUUAUUCUGAAUGGAGACUAGAUUAUGAUAAAAAGGCAGAGGAAGUGAAACAAACAGAAAUGGCAAGGACAGCAUUAUUAAUUAAGAACCACGGCAUUAAAAGAGAAAGGGAUGAACCUAUUAAAAGGAAGAAAGUUAAAAGAAGGAAAUCCUAUGAUAGUGAUGAUAGUAUGGGAAGUCAAGGAUUUAAAGACAAACGGGUAUUUGACAGUGAUGAAGACUCUGAUGUAGAAUUGAGUGAUGAAUUAUCAGGUGAUAAGAAGAAGGUUUUUGAUUUCUUUCAAACAGCUAAUAUUAAUGAACUACAAUUGAUGAAUACUUGUUCAAAGAAAAAAGCAGAAGGAAUAAUAGAACUACGACCAUUUAGUGGUUGGAUUGAUUUGGUGGAAAAAUUACAAACCAAUAAAAAUUUGAGCGCUGAUUUACUAAAUGCCGCUCAACAAGUCAUUACCACUAGAAAUAACAUAAAGCAUUUAAUGAAAAAGUGUACAAAUUUAGCUCAACAAUUAGAAAGGGCGGUGGCAGCUGGAGCAGGAGUGAAAGAACAACCACAAAUCUUAUCUUCAAAUUUGAAAUUGACAGGAUACCAAAUGGUGGGACUGAACUGGUUGGUUGUCUUGUAUUCUCAAGGUGUAAACGGUAUAUUGGCAGAUGAAAUGGGACUUGGGAAAACUGUACAGAUAAUAUCUUUUCUUGCCCAUCUUAAGGAAACUGCAGCAGCCACCAGUACACAUCUUGUUAUAGUGCCUUCAUCAACGUUAGAUAACUGGAAAAAUGAAUUCUCUCGAUGGUGUCCAGAAUUGCGGGUAUUUAUGUAUUAUGGCAGUAUGGAAGAAAGGAAACAAUUUAGAUUUGAUUUAGCUAGAGGCAUGAUGGCAGACUUUGAUGUAAUUCUUACUACAUACACAAUGGUGGGAAAUAGUCCAGAAGAAAGGAAAAUGUUUAGAGUUACUAGAAUGCAUUAUGUAAUUUUUGACGAAGCUCAUAUGUUGAAAAAUAUGAAUACUCAGAGAUAUGAAAAUUUAAUAAGAAUAAAUGCUAGACAUAGAAUCUUAUUAACCGGAACUCCAUUACAAAACAAUUUGUUAGAAUUAAUGUCUUUGUUAAUAUUUGUGAUGCCAAAAAUAUUUGCAGAAAAAGCUGAUGAUUUGAAAAGUUUGUUUCAAAAAAAUUCAAAGAAACAGGAACAAGAUGAUGAUUCUCUUCCCACCUUUGAAAAAGAACAAAUUGAACAAGCUAAAAGAAUUAUGAAACCUUUUGUUUUACGUAGGUUGAAAUGUGAUGUUCUUCAAGAUCUGCCAAAGAAAACCGAUCAUGUUAUCAAAAUUCCUAUGGCCCCUUCACAGAAAGAACAAUAUGAACAAUUGGUGGCUUCUUAUAAAAAUGUGAAUGAGUUUGGACAAAAUACAUACAAUGGUAUGAGUAUUAUGACAGAUCUGAGGAAAUUAAGUAACCAUCCAUUACUCAUGAGAUUUUAUUAUGACUAUAAUAAAUUAGAAGAAAUAGCCAAGUUAUUAGCUGCUGAUCCAGGUUAUAAGGAUACUGUAGUACAAUAUAUUAUAGAUGAUUUAACCUGGAUGUCUGAUUUUGAGAUACAUACGUUGGCCAGAGAAUAUAGUUGUUUAGGUGGAUUUCUAUUACCGGACAAUUUAAUGCUAACAUCCGGGAAGUUUCAGCAGCUUGACAAAAUGUUAGAUGAAUUGAAAGAGAAUCAACAUAGAGUAUUAAUUUUCAGUCAGUAUGUCAUAAUGUUAAAUAUAGUAGAGGAAUAUUUAAGAAUUAGAAAUUAUAAAUUUUUGAGAUUAGAUGGAAGUACGGCUGUCAAUAUUAGGCAAAAUCUAAUAAAUGAAUUUACGGAUGAUCAAAGUUAUUUUAUUUUCUUGUUAUCUACACGAGCAGGUGGUUUAGGAAUCAAUUUGACAUCGGCUGAUACUGUAAUUAUCCACGACAUAGACUUUAAUCCUUAUAAUGAUAAGCAAGCUGAAGACAGAUGUCAUAGGAUGGGACAAAGCAGACCAGUUACGGUUUAUCGAUUUAUAUCUCAAGGUACCAUUGAAGAAGGCAUGUUAGAAAUGAACAAAGAGAAAUUGAAAUUAGAAAAAGAUAUUACAACUGAUGAAACUGAUAAUCCAGAUGUAAAGAGUGUUGUGAGGUUAUUAUCUUCAGCUUUGGGCAUCGAUUCAGUUAAAGCUUCAACUUUGAUAAUGCCAAAGAAAAAACCUUGAGUAAUUUCUAUUUAAGACUUUUUUGUACACUUUUUACAUAUAUGUAUUGAUAAUAUUUACCUCGUCGGUAGAAUUAUUAAGGUACUCGUUUAAUCAUUUGUAUUAGGAAUACUUAAUUGGAGUUGAAAACAGCACAGUGAAACGACACUUUUUUUUGUUUUAGUUCAACAGUAUAUUUUAAAUAAAAAUAUUUUUUCAUUACAAA
This is a messenger RNA of Diorhabda carinulata, 3145 nucleotides long. It is a transcript of the gene Etl1, whose product is annotated as SWI/SNF-related matrix-associated actin-dependent regulator of chromatin subfamily A containing DEAD/H box 1 homolog. Gene Ontology annotation, molecular function: ATP binding; ubiquitin binding; ATP-dependent chromatin remodeler activity. Bases 142 to 2940 code for a protein of 932 amino acids. The record is from RefSeq and is a predicted model, not a curated record. NCBI's taxonomy places the organism in Eukaryota, Metazoa, Arthropoda, Insecta, Coleoptera, Chrysomelidae. Gene Ontology annotation, cellular component: nucleus. The transcript has 15 exons.